AGUUUUCUCACACCUGCCGCCACGACGGCUUGCGCUCCCUCGUAGAGGCGCUCUUGCCGUCUUCUCUGCGCGUCAUUCUGGACCAUUUACUCCUGCACCGAGCAUUUCGCCAUGGUCGAUGCUCGGCAUGGGGGAGGCGAAGUUCCAUCUACGAAAGUCGACAGUCCACCCGCCGCUGACGCGCGGCGACCUGGAGACUUCAAACUCGACACUGCUGCCGGUCUCAACGCGCCAGAUGAUAUGUCAUCUUCAAAAGCGCCCAGCAAGGCAUCUUCCACCAGAACGUCCACACCUGCAGCGGCAUCGCUGGAGGACGGCCAACCCAAUGGCUCACCAGCUCCCACCGAGCAGCCCCUGCAGUCGCAGCCCAUGAGUGCUACGGCAUCAAACUCGUCAAAUGCCGCCACCAAGGAGUCCACGGAAGCGCCUGCUGCGCCCUAUGGCACGCGCUCGCGCAACCGUCCGGAGCGCAAGUCGCGGGUCAAUUACGCGGAAGACGUCGAAAUGGACUUUGAAAUGGCGCCCGACCCAACCAACGGCAACAGCAACGGCAACGGCUCUGAACCGCCAUCGCGUGGCUCCGCGGCCACAGAGAGUGGGCAGGCGGCCGGUGCAGGUGGGAAGAAGGGUGCCGGCGCAGGCCAGGGCAAUGCGUCGUGGGGCGCUUCCGGACCCAACGCCAAAGACAUUCCGCCGAACGCCAACACGCCCGGAACAUCAACCUUGACUGCCAGCCCGGCGACCACGCCUGCACCCCAGCCGCAGCCAAAGCGACGCAAAAACGCGGCCAGUCACGCUACGACCCCAAGUCACGCAAAUGGAGCCGCGCCAAGCCAACCAGGCGCGAGGCGCGCGCAGAACGCGGUCGCGGCCGUCGCUAGCCCGCGCGAGACCAAUAUGCUAACUUUUGAGAAUUCAGGCGCACGCCUCAAGGAUGGCUGCCUCGUUGCGGACGAUGGCCAAACUGUUGCAAUCAAUGAUCAAGUCUAUCUCGUAUGCGAGCCACCCGGCGAGCCUUACUACUUGUGCCGGGUUAUGGAGUUCCUCCACGCCAACAGCGACCCCUUGCAGAAGGUCGAAUCGCUCCGUGUGAACUGGUAUUACCGCCCUCGGGAUGUGCAGCGAUACAACAAUGACACACGCUUGGUGUACGCGACCAUGCAUUCAGACCUAUGUCCCUUGACCUCACUCCGCGGAAAGUGUCAGAUCUCGCAUCGGAGCGAGAUUGACGACCUAGAUGACUAUCGGAAGACGAAAGAUAGCUUCUGGUACAACCAAGUCUACGACCGCUUCAGCCACCGGUGGUACGACGUAAUUCCUACCUCGCAGGUCAUCAACGUGCCGGACAAGGUCAAGAAGGCCUUGGACGAGCGCUGGAAAUAUAUUUGCCUCGAGACCAGUCGCGUCAAGGAACUCACAAGCGCCGUGAAAUCGUGCAAGCGCUGUGUUGGGUUCUGUGCCACCAAUGACUCGGUACAAUGUGCCGUCUGUCACAAUACAUAUCAUAUGACUUGUGUUCGACCGCCUCUGCUCAAGAAACCCUCCCGCGGAUUCGCAUGGGCUUGUGGACCCUGCAGUAGGGCGCAGGAGAAGAAACUCGAAGCCAGGCGAACUCCACUAUUAGGCUCUGGUAACGAUGAAGGCGAAGAUGAGGAGAUGGUUGAGGAAGAGGAAGAGGAGGCGAAUGUGGAGACCACUGCUCCCAGUCCUAACGACUCUGAGACACAGAUCGACCAUCAUCCUGGUACCCAAGCGGAAAUCGCCCUAGCAAAAAUGUGGCCCAUGCGCUAUCUAGGUAUCCACUGUCGCAUCGAAGAUGCGCUGCAGUACGACGACCGAGCCAUAUAUCCACGGGCUAGUUCCCGACUAGGACCUCGCCACCAAGCUAACGUGAACGUGUGGCAUGGACGACCGGUAGAGCUGGUGAAGCCAAUUGAGAUUAAGAAACGCUAUGUCAAGGCUGCUGGCCACAAGAAGGACACAAAGCUGUCCAAAGAGACUGUUGCAGCCAUCGAAGCGGAUAAGGCAGAAAAAGCGAAACGACCGAAAUGGGUGAUGGAUGAGCCGCCUGGGUAUGUUCGACGUGGCGAGGACUACCCCAACAAAGAUUCUAAAUGCACUGCUGAGCUCACUUUCAAGAUGCCACCUCUCGGUGUGCAUUCUACGAGGGGCGAAGACGAUGCAUCUAGCAUCACGCCCGAACAGGUUGAGGGUUACAUGACACGUGCAAGGGGGUUCGCAAAGAGCCACGUUGGCGUUGAGCCGUUCAACACGAACUUCUUGACUAGGUGUCUCGCUCUCCUUACCAAGCAUCAAUACGACGUCGAAGCAGCACUCAAGGCCGUAAAGAAGAUAGACAAGCGCAAAGACCUCAAAGAGCCGGAGCUGACCAAAGAGGAAGAGAAGAAGUGGAACGAAGGUGUCAGCAAGUAUGGCUCGGAAAUACGAAGUGUGCGCCUACAUACGAGUAAGACAAUGCAAUAUGGAGAUGCUGUGCGGUACUACUACAUGUGGAAGAAGACACCCAAGGGAAAGGAGAUUUGGGGGUCGUAUAGCAACCGCAAGGGGAAGAGCAAGAAGACCGAGGUCGAUCCUCAAUCCAGGCUCGUCGACGACAUCGCUGAUGAUCAGGAUGACUCCGCCUUUGACAAUGAGAAAGCUGUGCAGCGGAAGCGCAAUUUCCAAUGCAAAUUUUGCAACAAUCGACAUUCACGCCAAUGGCGGCGAGCACCGGGUGCUUCGCCAGGGCAGACUGUAACCGCAGAUGGCAGGACUAGCAAAGACAGAGCGAAUGGCUAUAUUGUCGCAUUAUGCCAACGAUGCGCAAACCUUUGGCGAAAGUACGCAGUCAAAUGGGAGAACACGGAAGAGAUUGCACGGAAGGUCGCUCAGGGAGGAGGUAAGGCUUGGAAACGACGAUUCGAUGAGGAGCUCCUACGUGAGGUCUACGCAGCAACAACAAACCCUGCACCAAUGAAUGGUCUCGUGGAUUACGUCGAACCUCCGGCUGCUACGGUGCAAGCAACGAUAGAGCAGCCACCGAAGAAGAAGCAGAAGACCGCUGUCGUUGGAGCUGCUGAUAGUGGCACCUCUACCCCGUUAUCCGAAGCGGCUUCCAAGAAGAAGGAGAAGGAAAAACCCAUCGCGCCGCCAAAAGCUCCCACACCACCUCCAGUUCCGGCGCAGCCACGACUGAGGGUGUUGCCGUGCGCUGUCUGUCGACAAACCGAGGGUGCACGGCUGGAAUGUGCUGCAUGCCGAAUGAAUGUCCACAAGACCUGCUAUGGAAUCGAAGACGUUCGCCAAGCCAACAAAUGGUAUUGCGAUACGUGCAAGAAUGACAAGAAAGAAAGCGUUUCAUAUAACUAUGAGUGCGUUCUGUGCCCUCUGCGCACGACUGAACCAGAUCUCUACGAACCUCCCAAGAUUUCCCAUAAGAAGAAAACCGACAGAGAGCGGGAAAAGGAGCGCUUAGAGAAGGAGCUAGUAGAAAAGGCUAGGGACGAAUAUCGCGUCAGACAGCUGGAGAAAGGCAGGCCUGUAGUACCCCGAGAGCCGCUGAAGCGCACCGCCGACAACAAUUGGGUGCACGUCUACUGCGCUCUAUGGCACCCGGAAACCAAGUUCAGCAGCGCAGUCCGUCUCGACAUGGUUGAAGGUAUCGGCGCACCUACCUUGAGGUACGAUGCGAUGUGCAAGCUAUGCAAGAGCAAAGACGGUGCUUGUGUCACUUGCCAGCAAUGCCAUGCCAAUUUCCAUGUUGGAUGUGCGCACAACGCGGGCUAUACUUUUGGCUUCGACAUGACACCUGUCAAGGCCACGCGACGAGACACUGUGCCUACAGUCACGCUCAACGGGGAGACGGGUACGAUGAUGGCCGCGAUCUGGUGCAAGGACCACACACCAAAGACCGUAGUCCAUCCGAUGUACGAAGAAGUGGAGGGUACUGACAUGACCGCUCUCCAGCUAUUUGCUAGGGAGUUCAAACAGGCUGAUCUUACGCUUACGGGCACUGCACGUAAGGCUAACCUUGUCGACCAAUCUACACGGGUGGUAGUGCCGCCAGUGCCAACUCCAGCACAAAUCAAUCGUCGAACCUCCACCGCCACGACACAAACCCCGACAUCUGCUCGCGGGCGUCUUUCGAACGCUGGGCUUGUCAUGAAAGAAGAAGAGCCCCCAGAACCAGCUCCGACAAAGAUCAAACCAGAGCGGAGAUGCGUACGAUGCAAGAUUGACGCAAGUCCCCGCUGGUGGAAAGUGGAAGAGACUGUACCGCCUGAGCAGAACGGGGUUCGCAUUAUGAACGGCCCACUAGCAGCAAAUGGUGUAGAGUCAAGCUCGCGCCAACUGUCAGAUCAUACAUCACAUCCAGACCACCCUGAAUCGACCAACGGUGCUAUCGAUCAUCCUAUGCCGGACGCGCCGCCUGUCGCUGUCCACGACCAGCCGGCUCGUCUUCGAGUGAAAACCGACGUUCGUAGCGCAUCAUCUGCCUCUUACCUUUGCCAGAAAUGCCACUGGAAAAAAUUGAAUGCGCCAGACGAACCCGAAGAACGCGAGCGGUCGGUGUCUGUACACCCGGAAGCCGCACAGCUCCCGCUGCGGUCUCCUCCAGUGCAAGCUUUCGUGGCUCCGCCUCCACCAUCUGCACUUGGAGGACCUUGGGCGCCACCACCGCAACAACCACCCCCACUAUCUCACUGGCAUAACGGUGGACCUCCAGGACCUCCUCCACCUCACAGCCUACAUAACGGCAUCGGUCAUCUGCCGCCGGGAUCUAUGGGACAUGCGCCUCCUUUCCAUGCACCGUAUAAUCCAACUCAUCAGACGAACGGCUACCCAGCGUACUCUGCACCUCCGGUUCAUUCUCACAUUCCUCCUGCACCUCUCCGAGGUCCAUACGUGCCACCGCAUCAUCAUAAUGGACCUCCUCCAUUACACUUAACAAACGGUGGAAUGAUGGUUAAUGGUAUGCAUUCACCUCGAGUGCCUUACUCACCAACCCACGUACAUGGUCACAACUCAUCGCGCUCUACUGAGAGUCCCUACAAUGCGCCGCCACAGUUACCAUACCCUCCGAUUCAUCACGGCAGUCCUCCAUCUGGUGGAGUACCAGCCUCGAGGGACGCUCCGGCAGUCACGGCACCACCGCCGCAACCACCGCUGGAGCGCGUCAAUACGGGAGCUAGUGCAUCUCCUUCAUUGCGCAAUCUCUUGCACUAGAACGUAUCUUCACCGAAACUCUACCCGGUACCAUAGCUAGGGAGAAACAUUUCAAGAGACUGUGCAGCGAGCGAGCAUGGCAGUACUUGAAGUAACAUUGUGGGAUCUUAUGGCGUAGUGACGGUGCUUUAUUUGGUGCCGUUGGACCGGAUCAGAGGCGUCCGGAAAAGAUACCAUCACAUUUGUUUGCUUGGUUCGUUUUCCACUUGCAUUGCGUUGGACUGAGCGGAUGUUUGACCGCUCGACUGUAUGUUUAGAAACU
Molecule: messenger RNA, 5488 nt
Organism: Paraphaeosphaeria sporulosa
Lineage: Eukaryota; Fungi; Ascomycota; Dothideomycetes; Pleosporales; Didymosphaeriaceae
Exons: 4
Coding region: 112-5226 (1704 amino acids)
Biological process (GO): histone catabolic process
Cellular component (GO): Lid2 complex
Molecular function (GO): chromatin binding; ubiquitin-protein transferase activity
Source: RefSeq, a predicted model, not a curated record